Molecule: messenger RNA, 3570 nt
Organism: Carcharodon carcharias (great white shark)
Lineage: Eukaryota; Metazoa; Chordata; Chondrichthyes; Lamniformes; Lamnidae
Gene: masp1
Product: MBL associated serine protease 1
Exons: 13
Coding region: 63-1721 (552 amino acids)
Biological process (GO): zymogen activation; complement activation
Cellular component (GO): blood microparticle; extracellular region
Molecular function (GO): serine-type endopeptidase activity; calcium ion binding
Source: RefSeq, a predicted model, not a curated record
GGAUAAGCUGCGGGACACAGGCUGGGACGUGACGUGAAUGAGAGAAGCUCCCGGAGCUGGAAAUGCGGCCAAACGGAAUGGGAUGCUUCUGGUUGUUCGUGCUAAGCCUCUUUUCCCCAGGUGGAGCAAAUAUCACUGAGCUGACUGGGAUGUUUGGGCAGAUUCAGUCUCCCAAUUACCCAGAAGGUUAUCCGAGUGAUUUAGACGUGACCUGGAAUAUAACAGUGCCCACUGGAUUCCGAAUCAAGCUCUACUUCAUGCAUUUUGACGUGGAGCCCUCCUAUCUCUGUGAAUACGACUAUGUGAAGGUCUCGUCUGAUGAUGAUUUGCUGGAAACAUUCUGUGGUAGAGAGAGUACUGACACUGAGCAAAUCCCAGGCCGAGAGUUUGUCCUGACUAACAGCAAUACCAUGACUGUCACAUUCAAGACAGACUUUUCCAACGAGGAGCGUUUCACCGGCUUUGAAGCUCACUAUUCUGCCAUUGAUGUCGACGAGUGUGUGGAGAAAUUGGAUGAAGCGUUGGUUUGUGACCAUUUCUGUCACAAUUACAUCGGCGGGUAUUAUUGUUCCUGCAGAUACAGCUAUAUUCUUCAUUCAGAUAAUCGGACUUGCAAAGUUGAGUGUAGUGACAACGUGUUCACUGAAAAGUCAGGAGUCAUCAGCAGUCCCGACUAUCCCAAUCCAUACCCCAAAAGCUCCGACUGCCUGUACCGUAUUGAGCUGGAGGAAGGGUAUGCCAUCUCUUUACAGUUUGCUGACAUCUUUGAUCUAGAAGAUCACCCGGAUAUUCUUUGUCCGUAUGAUUAUCUGAAGAUUAAAACUGGAGUGAUGGAAUUUGGUCCUUUCUGUGGGGACAAAAGUCCUGGAAAGAUCGAUACAAACAGCAGCACUGUUCAGAUUCUGUUUCACAGUGACGACUCAAGUGAUAACCAAGGCUGGAAAUUUACAUUCACAUCAAUCGGAGCUCCUUGCCCUGUCGUCCAUCCUCCUGCAAAUGGCACAAUUGAACCUGUCCAGGAGAAAUACUCAUUUAAAGAUCAAGUCCAGAUCAGAUGCAAUACUGGAUUUAAAUUUGUGAAGGGUGGUGAUGAGGUGGAAGCCUAUCAGAUCGAAUGCCAGAAAUCCGGAAUUUGGAGUAGCAGCAUUCCCACGUGUAAAGUUAUAGACUGUGGGACACCACGAUCUCUAGAGGACGGAUUCAUCACAUUCCACACAAAAGACAACCUAACAAUGUUUGGGAGUCAUAUUGAAUAUUCAUGCCUGGCCUUAUAUUAUCAGAUGGAGCCAGAGCUAAACACUACAUACACCUGUAUGGAGAAUGGGUUCUGGGUCAAUGAUGAGCUGGGCACAGAUCUCCCUACCUGUCAGCCAGUGUGUGGGAAACCAAGAAUAAGAAGGUCAUCAAUCCAGCCUAAAAUAGCACAAGGGAAAGUCGUGUCAAAAGGAUCAUCGCCCUGGGUUGCAAUGUUGUCAAAGAAUGGGAUUCCUUUCUGUGGAGGCUCUUUACUUGGGAGGCAGAAAACAUUGAGAAAAGAAGAAACAGAACAAAUGUUUCGUGCUAAAAGAAUUAUCUCUCACCCCAGUUACAAUGGCUCAACCUUUGAAUUUGACAUUGCGUUGUUGGAACUCCCAAGUAAAGUGAUGAUAACAGACUAUGUGAUGCCAAUCUGUCUUCCAAAGAACUCCUUCUCAACUUUAUAUACAGCCAACGACACAUAGGGAGAGGAGAAAAGGCGGGCGAUCCUCCUAUCAAGAUAUGGUCGUAAAACAUACGGCCUAAUUCAUGGCCUAACAGCAGCCAACACCCCAGAUUCCAAGAGUUUGGAUGAGUUGGUAAAUCUUGUGAAAAGCCACUUUCAGCCAAAAGUGUAGCAUUUUAAAUUUAAUUUGAGGUGUCUCGCCCCUGGAGAGACAGUUGCUUGCUAAGUAGCAGCCUUAAAACAACUGACAGAGCACUGUAAGUUUGGGAUGUCGAUUAACAAAAUGUUAAGACACUGAUUAGUAUGUGGGAUUAAAAAAGAUGCAAAGAAACAAAAAAGGUUUUUGUCAGAAACAAAUUUAGGCUUCAGCAGGGGCUGGAGUUGGUGCCGCAAUGGAGAUGCAGCCAGGGACUCAGAAGCAAUCAAGGGAGCACAAAAUGGGGCCAUCUUUCACGUCAGGAGGGAAGCACCGGUUAGAAAUGGAAGUGCGGGGCUCCCGAGAAAGGAGCCACCAUUCACAGACCAGCAAAAAACAAUUGUUUAAUGGAUAAAACCCACAUUAAAUAUGGCAGAAAUGGAAAUAGACAGCCUGCAAGUGAGCGACAAUUUAAAAGAACCAAGCAUUCCUACUGCCAUCGUAAUGGGCACAUUAUGCGAUAUUGUAAAGACAGAUUAAGACAAAACUUUAAGCAGAAAGGUAGAAAUCGCAAAAUCCACAUAAUGGAGGAACCAGAAGAAACAGAGUCAGAUAUUUACUCACUACACAAUUUAAAAAUGGGUGAAACCGAGCCAAUCUACAUGACAGUGAAAGUCAAUAGGAAACCUACCCGAAUGGAGAUGGAUACAGGGGCAUCCAUGACAGUUAUAGGGGAACAUAUGUUCAAAUGUCUGAAUGGAGGGGACCGCUCAUUAAAUCUGGAAAAUUCAGAUGCUAAAUUAAAGACGUAUUCUGGUGAAGACAUACGAGUAAGAGGUACAUGCAAGGUUCCAGUACAGUAUGGAAAGCAGUCUGUUAAUUUACCCCUGAUAGGGGUAGCACGGGAGGGUCCACGUCUACUUGGACGGAACUGGCUUAUGGAAAUAAAGUUGAAGUGAAUCGAGAUUUUUCAAUUCAGAAUGAAAGAUCUGCAAGAAUUAUUACAGAAAUAUGCUUCAAUUUUUAGGGAAGAGCUCGAGAAGAUUCAGGGGCUGCAAACUAAAAUCCACGUUGAUCCUGGAGCAACCCCCAGAUUUCUGAAGGCGAAGCUAGUCUACUAUGCAUUACAAGAAAAAGUUAAUAUUGAAUUAGACAACAUAACAGUCACAGGUCAGAUAAUUAGGAGACACGUAGAUCACCUCAGGAAAAGGGAAACAGAUCUACAAGAAAUGAUGCGCUAAGCAUUCCUGUUGGGAGUCUACACCACAGGUAGAAAGAACUCCCCUUUCUUUGGAAGUACCUGUAAGAUCCAUUGAGCCUGAGACAGUGGAAGAGACAAACUUAUAGAUUCCUACUGGAGAGCUUAGUGGACAGAUGACUCCUCAGAGGGAGGCCUCAGAUAAACCAUCCAAAGUCAUAGAACUAUGACAUUCAACACGUUUGAAGAAGCCCCCAGAGAGACUGAAUUUGUAAAUAGUUUACUUAUGUAAACAGUUGAUAUAUUGUAACGAUUGUAAAUUGUGCUUUCGAGUAAAGGGGGAGGGAUGUGGUAAUUUGAGAUGCAAUACACCUUUAAGAGAAUGUGAGCAGAUUGAUUACGUGACUAUUAUCUAAUUGCUGUGUAGCGCGGUCUACAAUGUACAUCGAUAGUUUAGAAUAGGGUCUGGUUGGAGACACACAUCAUGUUGGUGCUCUGUUAUCUGUGUAAAUAAACAGUAUGUGCUUCAUCUUA